This is a messenger RNA of Linnemannia hyalina, 1617 nucleotides long. The record is from the annotation of a GenBank genome assembly. NCBI's taxonomy places the organism in Eukaryota, Fungi, Mortierellomycota, Mortierellomycetes, Mortierellales, Mortierellaceae.
AUGGAUACGCAAGCACAAAUGGCUUACUAUCAGUCUGGAAUGCAACAGUACCCCAAUGGAGGCACGCCGAUGGGGUCGCUGACGUCCAUGCCCAUGAGUUCUAUGGGCUCAGGAGCUUCAGGAUAUGUCGGUAACCAGGGCACAGGAGCUCCUGUGGAUCCUAUGGCCGCUGCCUCUAUGAGCUACAGUGCGGCCCCAAAUCACUCCGUCACAACAACGCCUACUCAGCACCAACACCCUCAGCAGCAGCAGCAACAGCAACAACAACAGCAGCAGUAUGCUCAGCAGUCCUAUCAGCAGCAGCCGCAUCAAUAUCAAGCACAACCAAUACCUCAGAUAGCCUACUCAAAUCAGCAGCAGCAACAACAACAACAACAACAACAACAACAACAACAACAGCAGCAGCAGCAUCAGCCGUUGCAGCAGUAUCAAGCCACCUAUCAACAGCGGCCCGUAUCGACACAACAACCGCAGCAACAGCAACAGUACCAGCCCGCCAUCCAUCUUCCACCACAAGUUCACCAACCUCUGUACAUAUCGCCACAGCCUGUCAUAGCCCAAAAUCAAUCAAUGGGUUACAGUCAACAUAACACUCCUCAGUCAGUAUCCUACAUCCAACCACAGCUCUCGCAGCAGUCUGUCGUACAAUCAACCUAUAUCCAGCAACCACCUCAACAGCAACAGCAGCAGCAGCAACAACACCAACUCCAGACACAACACCUUCAACAGCAACUGCAGCAACAACAGUUGCAGCAACAACAAUUGCAACAACAAAUCCAGGCUCAGCAGCGCUCACAAGUCCUUGGACCCGCUAUUAUCCCACAACAGCAAAUGCAAUUACAACCACAACCUAGCGCCCAUCAGCAACCACAGGUUCAGAUUCAUAUGCAGAUGCAGCAACAGCAACAACAACAACAACAACAACAGCAACAACAGCAACAACAGCACCAACAACAGCAGCAAUAUCAACAACGCCAGCAGCAACAAAUGCAGCAGCAGAUGCACCAACAGCAGCAGCAGCAGAGAAUACAGGGGUCACAACAGUCAACCAACGAUGCUGCUCGGGACGCACGGAAUGCAGGAGCGAUCGAGGUGGUGACGAAUCCUCAAACAAGUACCCUUCAACUCGCAGAAUUUGCCUCUGUGAUGGUCUAUACCCUGUGGCACACUCGGCCGAACAUAAACGGUGCCUCAAGUAAUGCUUACAAUGUUGUACCGCAUCGUAUCAGUGUACCACCUUCGGCCGGUCCAGCUUUCAAGAAGUUUUGCCUGAAGGUCCUCUCGGCUACUCAGCUGUCUUCGUCUGUGAUCUUGCUUUCGCUCAAGUACAUCCAGAAACUCCUCAAGAACAACCCAUCGAUUCAUGGACAGCAGGGAUCCGAGUUCCGGUUGUUUACCGUGUCGCUGAUGCUGGCGAACAAGUUUCUGGACGACAACACCUUUACGAACAAGACAUGGUCGGAGGUGACGGGAAUCAGCGUCAAGGAGAUCAACGUGAUGGAGAUGGAGUUUCUGAACCAGGUCCAGUUCAGUCUGUUUGUCAGCGAGGCAGAGUACCUGGAUUGGCUGCACAGCCUCGAGACAUGGCUCAAGCAACAAGGACAGGGCCAAGGAUAG